AUGGCCGCGGCGCCGCGCGCCGCGCCGACGGGGACGCCGACGGACGAGGCGGAGGUGCCGCACGACAUCGGCAGCGGCUACGUCAUCGAGCGCAAGCUGGGCAUCGGGUCCUACGCCACGGUGUGGCUCGCGCGCACGACGGCGUCGGAGACGGCCCAGAGCACGGUCGUCGCCGUCAAGGCCAUCGAGCGGUCGCGGCUGACGAAGAAGCUCCAGGAGAACCUCGAGAGCGAGAUCGCGAUCCUGCGCGAUUUCAGCCACCCGCACCUCGUGGGCUUCGUCGAGCUGCGGAAAAGACCAGCCAAAAUCUUCCUCGUGCUCGAGUACCUCGCCGGCGGCGACCUGCAGAAGUUCAUCAAGGCGCGGAAGCGCCUGAAGGAGCCCGUCGCGCGGCGGUUCCUCGGGCAUCUCGCGUCCGGCCUCAAGUUCCUGUGGUCGAAGAACCUGAUCCACCGCGACCUGAAGCCGCAGAAUUUGCUACUGACGGACUUUAGCGACGACGGGUUCCUGAAGAUCGCCGACUUUGGGUUCGCGCGCCACCUCGAGACCGCGGCGCUCGCGGAGACGCUCUGCGGAAGCCCUUUGUACAUGGCGCCCGAGAUCCUGUCGUUCAAGCGCUACGACGCCAAGGCGGACCUGUGGAGCGUCGGCGCCGUGCUCUUCGAGAUGCUCGCGGGCGAGCCGCCCUUCUCCGGCCGGGACCACCGCGAGCUGCUGAAGAACAUCAAGCGGAAGGCGCUCCGCCUCCCGCGCGACGUCGCCGUCUCCGGCGAGUGCCUCAAGGUGCUGCAGAUCCUGCUGAAGCGCGACCCCAUCGCGCGCUGCGCCUUCGAGGAGUUCUUCGCCAACGCCUUCGUGUCGGGC
This is a messenger RNA of Aureococcus anophagefferens, 864 nucleotides long. RefSeq lists its product as hypothetical. The annotation marks the transcript as partial. Gene Ontology annotation, cellular component: cytoplasm; autophagosome. NCBI's taxonomy places the organism in Eukaryota, Pelagophyceae, Pelagomonadales, Pelagomonadaceae. The record is from RefSeq and is a predicted model, not a curated record. The transcript has a single exon. Gene Ontology annotation, biological process: protein autophosphorylation; autophagosome organization; peptidyl-serine phosphorylation. Gene Ontology annotation, molecular function: protein serine/threonine kinase activity; ATP binding.